ACACCAGCAACACAACAAGACAUAAUGCUACAGGAACCGACCAUCGACCCCAGGCUGUUGACAGCUGAACAAUCGCAGACGGUCGCUCAAACAGCGAACGCCACCCCCAGCCCGGAGACCAAUAAAGCAACGCCCACGGCCGACUCGCCAAACUAGCUACCCCCGUAUCCCGUCGACGAUACGCAGGAGGACUUUGGUAUACAAGAUGCCGACGCGUGGCUGGCUAACCUAGUAAACGAGUUCGAAGGGGACUGGCCACACGAUAUAGCAGAGACCACGAGAUCCCCACCAACCUCGAUAGUAGCAGACACCCGUACAACAAAAGGAAACAUCUACAAAGAAUGCGACUGCCUACAGCACCAGGAAAUUUACAAUAACUGGCCAACACAUAACGCCGAGCUAACCAUAGCCCGAUGCAUAAAGAUAUGCGUAUACUGUGGAAGAGACUUCACAUACGCAGCCGAAUUGCGCACACACCUAAAGAAGAGAGUAGAUUACGCUCGAAGGAACUUAACAGUAUGCCAAGAGACACAAGGAAGAACCAGUACAUCUACCCCCAGCUGGAAAAGUAUAACCCCGAAGUCCCCAUCCCGCCGAACAGGAACCCGCGCGGCUCGAAGCCGAUCCCCCACAUACAGUGCCGACGCCGCACCAGAUCAAUGCUAGGACACCAGGAACUACGCAUUUUACAGUACAACGUCCAGAAGUCAAGAAAUAUCGUCCUUGCCAGCCUAUUCCAAAACCCAAAGGUACUUAAAUACGAC
This is a messenger RNA of Mytilinidion resinicola, 764 nucleotides long. RefSeq lists its product as uncharacterized. NCBI's taxonomy places the organism in Eukaryota, Fungi, Ascomycota, Dothideomycetes, Mytilinidiales, Mytilinidiaceae. The record is from RefSeq and is a predicted model, not a curated record. The annotation marks the transcript as partial. The transcript has a single exon.